Chenopodium quinoa (quinoa) is the source of this 1441-nucleotide messenger RNA. Its product is annotated as transcription factor MYB13-like. NCBI's taxonomy places the organism in Eukaryota, Viridiplantae, Streptophyta, Magnoliopsida, Caryophyllales, Amaranthaceae. Bases 296 to 1240 code for a protein of 314 amino acids. The record is from RefSeq and is a predicted model, not a curated record. The transcript is spliced from 3 exons.
UAUUUAUUUAUUUUUGAGGAAAGUAAAGUCCAAAAAGUUUGGUAAGAGUGAAUAAUAUUACUACUACGUUAGCGUAAGCAAAUGCAUGUAAUUUCAUCAUCUUCUCUCACUCCUCUUCCCCUAUAAAUACUUGCUUUAUCAUUAUUCUCAUAACUUCCUACUAAAUCCAAAAAAUCCACUCUUUCAACAAUUGUAAAAAUAAAAUAUAUAUAAUACUCUUUUUAAAUAAUUUUUGGAUAUUAAUUAGUUAGAAUUGUUAAUUAGGAAACAAAUUAAAUUUAAUUAAGAAUUUGAUAUGGGUAAAGGAAGAAAGCCGUGUUGUGACAAAGCGGGUGUAAAAAAGGGACCGUGGUCUCAAGCUGAGGAUUUUAAGCUCAUCUCCUUCAUUCAGAAACAUGGUCAUAAUAAUUGGCGAGCUCUUCCUAAACUUGCAGGAUUAGCACGAUGUGGCAAAAGUUGUCGUUUAAGAUGGGUUAAUUACCUUCGACCAGAUCUAAAACGCGGUGAUUUCACUCCCCAAGAAGAGGAAAUCAUAAUCAAGUUACAUGAAGCGCUGGGAAACAAAUGGUCGAAGAUAGCAUCACAUUUCCCGGGAAGAACUGACAAUGAAAUAAAAAAUGUAUGGAACACUCACUUAAAGAAACGCCUCAAAGAGAAACGUUCUAGCAAUGAUUCUCCUAUAUCAUGUAACGCAUCAUCCUCAACAAAUACUCCUAAUGAAAUUACUAUUGAUGGAAGCGACAACCAACAUUGCUAUAAACAAGUCCUCACUCAACAAACAAUCACAAACAACGACACGAUAGAGUAUUCAAGCUCAUCAUCUACCUCUUCAAACUCACAAGCCUCAUGUUCAUCGGACCAUCAAAUGAUCGAAAAUGUGGAGCACCCUAAUAAGGAUGAAACAAGCGCGUGUGUGGGCAAGAACAUCGAAAAUAAUAAUUCACUAGACGAGCUAUUUGAAAUUCCUUACGAGCCAAACUUGGACUUAUGGGACUUGUUACAUGGAGACAAUAAUGAAGUCCAAUUCAAAGAUGUUGACACACCAAUAAUAUAUGAGAAUGACAACAAGAAUGAAAAUGUAAAGCAAGGUGAUGGAAGUUGGUGGUGGUUAGUAUACUUGGAAAAUGAACUUGGACUUGAUCAUCUAAAUCAGUCUACACCACUACAAUCUACCAACAAUACUACUUCAAGUUCAAACCAUGACUUAGAUUUUAAUUUCCUUCUAAAUUCACCUAAUUAGUUAAUUAGUUCAACAUCUUCAAGUUGAUAGUAUAUAAUAUGUAUAUGUAUAGAUAAUAUUCAGUCAAAUGUAGAUUAUUGACAAAUUAAAAGUUAGUUUGUCAAGGAUUUAUAAUUCGUACUAAGAUUGGACCAAAAUUGUUCAACUCCUCAUAUAAUUAAUGGUGUUAAAUUUUUAUGGUUUACACCGGCCGUUUGAAUA